UGUCGGGUUUGCGGGGUCAACAUUUCAUUCACGUUUCUCCUUCGCUGUUGAGGCCAUCCCCUUCAAGGCCGGAACAUCAUGGCGACCUUCCUCGUGCUGAAGAACCAGGCGAAGAUGCCCAUCGUAGGCCUAGGAACAUGGAAGUCCCCUCCAGGCAAAGUGGCGAGCGCAGUGAAGGCAGCCAUCGAUGUCGGGUACCGCCACAUCGACUGUGCCUACGUCUACCAGAAUGAGAAUGAAAUAGGGGAGGCCAUCCAGGAGAAGCUGAAGGAGAAGGUCGUGAGUCGGGAGGACCUAUUUGUCGUCAGCAAGCUUUGGUGUACGUUCCAUGAGAAGAGCUUGGUGAAGUCCGCCUGCCAGAAGACUCUGAGUGACCUGAAGCUGGACUACCUGGAUCUCUACCUUAUCCACUGGCCUAUGGGAUUUAAGGCCGGGACUGAUAUUUUCCCACUGGAUGACAGUGGCAAAGUGAUUCCCAGUAACACCAACUUUUUGGAUACAUGGACGGCUAUGGAAGAAUUAGUGGAUACAGGACUAGUGAAAGCCAUUGGGGUUUCCAACUUCAACCACCUCCAGAUUGAGAGCAUCUUGACCAAGCCAGGGCUGAAGCAUGCGCCAGUAGUUAAUCAGAUCGAGUGCCAUCCGUAUCUCACCCAGGAAAAGCUGAUUGAGUAUUGCCAGUCCAAAGGCAUUGUAGUGACAGCCUACAGUCCCCUUGGUUCUCCGGAUCGACCAUGGGCCAAGCCAGAGGACCCUUCUCUCUUGGAUGACCCCAGGAUCCAGGCCAUUGCACAAAAGCACAACAAAACCACUGCACAGGUUCUGAUCAGGUUCCAUAUCCAGAGAAAAGUGGUUGUGAUCCCCAAGUCGAUCACCCCAUCACGGAUUGCUGAGAACUUUCAGGUGUUUGAUUUUGAGCUGACCGACGAAGAGAUGGCAACUAUACUGAGCUUCAACCGUGGCUGGAGAGCCUGUGGCAUGUCCAAUUCCAGUUCUCACAAAGAUUACCCCUUCAGUGUCCCAUUUUGAGAUUCUGGAGAGCUGCCGCCUGGCGUCCAGAUGACCAGCUCCUGUUGCUUCCAGCCGUGCUGUUUGAUCAUGACAAAGCGUAUUCUUCUUCUACAAUGCACUGGUCAGCCCUGGAUGUCGCUUCUGAAAGCUCCGAAGGUCAGCGUUGGAUCUUGGCUUUCCUGAGUAACUCCAAGCUUUGUGCACCCUCUCCUGCCCCGUGAUGAGUGGUACAGAAUCACUGCCCUCUCCCCAGAUGUGGGCCCUGCAAACAAGAAUUAUUCCGCCAGCCAAUGGUUUUCUUUCCUUUAGUAACAAGUAGAUUCCAUCUGCUUGAAGUUAUAAAAACCUAACUUCUUGCUUUGAAUAAAAAAAAAAAAACAAAACCAAAA
Messenger RNA from Gracilinanus agilis (Agile Gracile Mouse Opossum), 1400 nucleotides. It is a transcript of the gene AKR1B1, whose product is annotated as aldo-keto reductase family 1 member B. NCBI's taxonomy places the organism in Eukaryota, Metazoa, Chordata, Mammalia, Didelphimorphia, Didelphidae. Gene Ontology annotation, molecular function: aldose reductase (NADPH) activity. The record is from RefSeq and is a predicted model, not a curated record. Gene Ontology annotation, cellular component: cytosol. Bases 79 to 1029 code for a protein of 316 amino acids. The transcript has 10 exons.